Messenger RNA from Cinara cedri, 12800 nucleotides. The record is from the annotation of a GenBank genome assembly. NCBI's taxonomy places the organism in Eukaryota, Metazoa, Arthropoda, Insecta, Hemiptera, Aphididae.
AUGCGCGCCGCAUUCGGUAUACUCGUUUGUUGUGCCGCCGGUUGUUGCGUGUGGCGGAAGGCCUCGUGCGUGUCGUCCGAGUCCACGCCGCUGUACCUGCGCAGCGCAUACCCACUAUGGGAUCCCAAAUUCACGCCAUCCCAUUCGGCCGCCGACCCGUUGCUGCUCACGCCGUAUCUGCGCAACGGCCAGAUACUCCGGGCCAAGCAGCUGUCUAAAGUGGUGGACGUGUUUCAGCCGAACCGGGUGCUCAGCUAUUCUGGUUACUUUACCGUCAAUGAAGAACACAACUCCAACCUGUUUUUCUGGUUCUUUCCCGCCCCGGUAACUAUACAAACAUAAUAUUAUAUGCCACGAGGGUGGCGCAAACCCUCCUAGGCCAUUUACCGACAAUUUUUAUGGCAUUGAAUAUCGAAAAUAUUUGAUUUAAACUAACUACAAAUUUCGUCUGGUUUAGGGAAUAGCGUAUUUACGAUUUUACUAAGGAGGAAGAUAUCUAUUUAAUUUUAAAAUUGCGCCACAUCGUAAAAUUUGUAUCAAGAGUUAAAAAAAAUAAGAAAUCGAUUUUUCAUAGUUGAUAUAUUUUUGUAAGUAAUCUGACUAAAACGUAAAAAAAUUUGAAUUUAAAAAUAGGUGGUCGUAUAAGUAAUAUACACCAAAAAAAUGAUCGACAGGUGGGCUAUAUCUUCCUAGUUUUCCUCCCGCACUCUCCAAAAUAAAUACGCCCUUGGUAUAGGUACACUUUUAUUUAUCACAAAUUCGCAAAUUAGGUACCUAUAAUAGUGUUUAUUACUAAAUAAACGUUCAAUCUGAUUUUAACUUAUAAAUAUUAGACGUUGUAUUUUGUCAUCAGUGUUAAAUAUUUCGUGUUUUUAUAUAAAAUCCUUAACUUUAGAUAAAUUCGUAUCAAUUUAUUGUUUACCUACGUCUUACAUAUAAAUUAUAUUUGUCCAUAAAAUACAUUAGUAACAAAAUACUUAACUAUUUAUUAAUUUUUUUCUCAGCUAUUAUUUGUUAGGUAUACUAAAUUAAUAACAUGAGAAAACGAUUCUCAAAAUCGUUCAUAAAAUAAAACGAUAAUUAUUCACAAAUUACUACACCGUAGCACCAUAUGUACAACACAGUCUACACCAUUAUAGUAGAUUCAUCGCCAUUGAUAAGCCGUUAUCAUAUUAUUAAUUUAUGACGUUCUGGCAUACGUACUUUCGUCAAACUUUAUUCGACGUUGGAAUUGUAAUAAAAAUACUCCAAUAAAUGCUAAACGAGAACGUAAUCAAUAUUGCAAUAUCAAUGCGAACUGCGAGAUAUCAUCGUAUCAGUUAACAUUUUUAAAAGCAGGAAAACCACGAAAAAACAAAAAUACCAAUAAUAAAAGCAACAUUUUAUUUAUCUACCUUAUUGACAGAAACCGCUUACGUUUCAUUAAUUUAUAAAAAAAAUAUUUAAGAACUUUCCUGAAAUGUUGAGGGGGGUUGAACCCCUAUCUCACCUUAUAAGCGCGUAUAUCCAUUAAUAUUGUUAACCUGCAGAUUCUGCACCGUUUUGAUCAUGACAGGUUCACUUGGACAGUUGACAUAUUACCAUAUAUUCUAUACAAUACAUUUUAAUUCAAUGUUUGCUGAUUAAAAACAAACAAAUAAAUGAAAUGAAUAACAGAUAAAUGUUAUACGCGAGUUAAUACGACCGUAUAUGAACAAAACUAUAUUCUCAAUAAUGAUAAUUAUGAGUUUAUGAUGCCCAGGGUUCGUGAUUUGUUACUGGAAAAAAAAAAAUUGUUAUAAGCGCAAUAAAAACAUGCAUAUAUAUGAUAAUACUAUAUAUUAAUACACAAUAAACAUAUUGAAGUAUGCAAUAAAAAAUUAUUGAACUCGAAAAAACAAAUGAAUAAUUAUUAAUUUAAAUUCAUGCCAAAAUGAAUGGUUCUUCCCUCAGUUAAAAUGUCAUUGAAAAAUUGCUUUUUAUUCACCCUUAUGCUUAUUGUUCUACAUAUAAACACAUUGUAUAAUACUCUUAAUAAUAAUUUCAAUAAACAAUUUUAUUUGAAAUAACAAUUAAAUCAUGAAACAACACACUCACAUCAUCGCAUUUCAAAUGUGGUGAUGCAAAUCUAUUUGUUUUCACACCGGAUAAUUCUGAAAAUUUCUAUAGGUACCUACCUAUAAUUUCUAUUUUCAAAUUGAAAGUGUUUGUUUUGUAGGUAAAUAAAUUGUAAUUCUUAUUAUGAUAUAAUUUAAUGAUGGAAUAGUUUGUGGUUAUUAUUAUGUUUGUGGACUAUUAUAUAACAGUGUGACACAUACGAAUAGGUACAUCAAGCUGAAUUAUGUGAAUAUAAUGGCCACUGCUAUGCUUACAAAUUAAAUAAUAUAAUAUUUAAUAACUAAUACAAUUUUAACUGUUCAAAUUUACUGUUAUUAGUUUAAAUUAAAUAUUUCACUGUACUACCAAAAGUUGGACUAAUUUAUUUACGCCACUAUAGCUUACUAAGGUUUUUCUAGGACCUAUAAAAAAAAGUUAAACGCUACGAUUUAUGACUGUACUUAAGGACUUAUAACCUUAAAAAACAUAGAUAGCUAUAAAUAUAAAUGUAAAUAUACUUUUAAAAUAUUACCAAAUAUACUCUAAAACAGUUCGACUUUUAUUGAAAAUGUUUUGAUAACGAUAAUGUUUUGAAAAAAAUAUUUUUUUAUACGUUUUGAAAAUUUCUAACGUUCAAAUUCAUUGCUUACCUAUUGUAGGCCUAAAACACAAAACGGAACAGUGAGUUUACAAUAAAUUUAGCUUUCACUAAUUGUCAACGUUAAAAAAUACACUGCACGAUGAGAUAAUAUUUUAUGUUUUCACAUAUACUGACAAAUAUAUUCGAUAUGAGUAUAUUAUUAUGACUUUUUAUAGCACUUAAUAUAACUACAUUCUGUUAAACUGUGCUCUAAAAAGCAAUAUAAUUAUAAAAUAUGAUCUAACAAGCAAAACAUGUAAAAUUUACCAAUAGAAAUCCCUAACCCUAUAGUUAUGACAAUAAAUGAUCAUAAAAAAAAUAUACUGAUAUAAAGUGAAUUGUGGUGGACAUUGACAUUAGAUUAAUUUACCAAUGAUAAAAAAAUAACAUAUUACUAUAUGUUCAUAAGCGAUUAUAAUUUAAUUGGUUGUCCCAUAUAAAACGCAAUACUUAAAACCAUUUAUAAUCGAUAAGAUAUUACGUCAAUCAAAACAAAUAAAAAUUUGCUUUUAUUUACAAUUUUCAUAUAAAUUUAAGUUUAAAAAGCGUAAAAAAAAGAGCUGAUCCUAUUGCAGUGUGGACGCUAUUGUAGGUGAGAAAUUGGAAAGUUAGGAUAAAAUUAGAGUUAUUUCAUUUAUAUAAUAUGUAAUCAACGAAAAACAAUUCUGAACGUAAUUUUUACAAUUUUCGUAGAAAUUUGUACUUAAGACACUUAUAAAAAAAAAAAAUAUUAGAUUACACUCAAAUAUAUAUUUUUUUUUACCACUUUAAUAUACAACCUAUGUACUAAACCUCGUGUUAAAUGUUCAAUCAUUACUGGUUUUUCAAUACAAUAAAUACAAUAAUAUGUAACAAAUAUUUAAAAUAAAUAUUAUCAAAAAUAUCAAAUGUCCCAUCAAAAAUAGCAAAAAUGUUUUAAACAUCUAGUUUGUCAUUUUGUUACCACAUCUAAAAAAGCCAAAUAUAAGUAUUCUAUAAAAAUAUCGGGUCUAGUUAGUACUAGAUCCUCUUGUCGUUUCUUGAACAAAGUAUACAUUUGUAUAGUCUUCAUGUUCUUACAUCGUAAUAGUAUAUCGAAUAAAAGCUUUAUAGGACGUAACACAAAAAUAAAGUACUGUCCUAUGAGUAUGUAAUACACCUGUACAGUAUCCGGGGAUUUAAGAGGACUUCAGCUCUCCCACCUCCCCCUCUCCCUCAAUUGAGUUGGCUAAAAACAAAUAACAUAAACUGUUAAGCACUGAAAACUUAUUACUUAAUAGUUUAUAACUAAUUAUUACUUAAUAAGGAGCCUGAAUACGCAGGAUCCUCUCCUGACCUAAAAAUAUGGGUGACGAGAUGCUCCAAGGCUCUCACGUUUUACGUCAGGCCAUCUGGCACCCACACUACCAGCUACAAAGUGGCACUAUGAAGGGGACCCCAGACCGACGAGUUCUAACCGAAUCAUAAAAAGGAAGGGCUCACCUAGGCCCACCUAGGCUAAGCUUCUCAAGAGAUGUUAAUGGACGAUAGUCCCAUAUCUUUUUAAAGUUGAAUUAUAUAACUUAGUCUUUUCCCAAAAGGAAGGGUUCAAUUAUACAUACGAUAAGUUAAUUCAUAAAUUAUUUAAUAAACUAUGGUAACAUUGAAUGAAGUAUUUUGCGAAACAGCGACCACUUACUGCUGUCAAUUAUAAUUUGAAAAAAAAGUACAAAUAAUUUUUACUCUAUACCUACAUACUUAUAUAUUUUGCAAAACAUUUGUUUUUUUAGUGUAGUUCCUAUCAUUGAAAAAUCCUAGGUACGCGAUUGCAUCUAUCGAUCGUCAUAAUGUAUUAUUAAGUUUGAUUUCAAUGAUUUUAGACUACACAUGACUGUUAAUCUAGAAAUAAAAGUUUGCAGAUAAAAAAUUAAAUUGAAUAAGAUAAUGUUAAAAUCGUAUAAAACUGUUGCAAAGCUGCUGACACGAUAUAAAUAUGGGCUAUGAAAUAAAAUAAGCAUUAGGAGGUAUCAGAAUAUUAAUGUGGUUGUGUGAUGUGACUAUAGGGCUUCAAUAAAAUUAAUAAUAAUAUAAUAUACACGAUUGUAAAUAUUUUUUUAAAUUCUGAGUAGAGCGAAGAAUGUAUAGAUUUUAAUUUUUAAUUUUUUUUUUUCUGUGGACAACUUUUCUACCAACAAUUUUGCUCCGAUUGACUAUGAUCGCAUUUUUUCUGAAAGGAAAUCUGACUGGGGAAGUACAUUAAGCAGGUCAUUUUUUAAUUUUUCCAAUAAAUGCGAAAAUCUGAAAAAAAAAUGAGUAAUCCGGGAAAACGGGAAAUAGGUGCAAUAUUAAACAAACAUUUGUAUUACAGAAAAUUACCCUAAUAUGACAUAUUUACUGUUGAUAGAGCACUACUAUCAACCAAACUGCGCUUAGAAUCGCUUAGCAAUAUACUAUGCUCUACUCUAUGUAUAUACCGAUAAUAAAGUUAAUCGUUACUUACAAUUAUUUACAUUAAAUUUCCGUCUAUGUCCUACUUUUCUAACUUUUCACUUACAUUAGUCGUUACACCCGUCCCCAUUAUCCUAGAACAGUUUUUUUUUAGUUCUUUUAGCCCCGGCGAUACCCGAUUGAGCACAAUCGUUAUCGGCCGACUUUUUCGACGAUCCAAUUGAGUACAAGAAAAAACAUAAAUAUUGUGUACAACGUUGUCAGAUUUUCAUUAGUACGUAUGCUGUGUAAUUUGCUAAUAGAUGAAUAAUAAUGCAGCUGAAAGUUUUCGCAAAACAUACAAUUCCCAAUUUUACAAGACACAUCCACAUAUUAUACACUCGAUUAUUAUAGUUUUACAAGAAAUGGGCUGAAACGAUCGCACAAAUUCAAUCUAUAGCAAAUAAUAAUUAUAAAAAAUUUAGUGUUAUCGAAAAUCAAAAUUAACUUCACUAUAAAUGCUUAUCAGGAGUUCUAUGAAUUCAAAAAUGCUAACAACCUACUUAAAUACUUAUUAAAAGUUGGAAAUAAGUAUUUAGGGAAAGAAAUUUAAAUUUUUACUUUUUUCAUGUAUGACUGAUACUUUUCAACUAUUUUUACAUAAAUUCAGUAUUUAGGGGAACAAAUUUAAAUUGCAAUAUACACUAAACUAACUGAUCCAGCAAAUGCUAUCUUAAUAUGUAAUAAUAUAUAAUAAUACUAGUUGUCCCGCGCCCGGCAUUUACCGUGCCAAUUUGUAUUAUUAUUAUUAUACCCAUAUUCAUUUUUGGUUUUGGCCGUGUUAGAAUUGCAUGAAAACAAAUAGGUGGUAAGUGGGUAGUACACCUGCGGCGGCCUAAAUGUGUUCUAUUGUGAUAUUUGAAUAGUGUAAAUAAUAGUGAUAAUAACAAUUAUAAUAGUUUUAUUUUAUAAUGUGUCGGCGACUUUUUGUUUUUUAAUUUCAUCUGUAUCACCAAGGUAACCCAUAAAUCAACAAAAAAAAAAAAAUCUCUAUACUAAAAAUAUAAAUUACUCUGUGUCAGCUACCCUUGAAAUGCCACCUAUCGGGUCCAAUUGUAAAUCUAAACCAUCCAGGGACUCAUUCAAGCACACAUAAAAAAUUUCGUCAAAAUCAGUCCAGCCGUUUAAGAGGAGUUCAGUGACAUACACUCGUACAGUAGAAUUAUUUAUAUAAAGAUGUGAUUAAAAACUAAUAAAAGAUUUAUAUUUAUAAAUAUUGAUAUUCAAAUGUAUUUUAAUUUUUAAUAAUUCUACGGUACAAAGUGACAAUGUCGCACUUAUUUUCGUGCUCAAUCGUGUUAUUUAUUGGGUUCCUAUUGUUUGAUUGCAACCGUACUCAAUCGAGUUGUGAAAAAGGUUAAUCGUGCCUAAAUGGGUUCCAGCCUUUAGUCCAAAUAUAAUUGAUUUACAAAUGUUUUAAGAACACAAAUAUAAAUAGUCAAAUUGUAUGUUAUAUGCGUAUAAUAAUACGUGGUUUGAAUUACUUCCGCAUUGACUUCAUAUAAUAUCUAUUACUAACAUUAUGAUAACAUUAUAAUAUAAUAUAUUACAGUCGAUGUUCUACAUUUUUAUUUUUUAUCACGUGUCUUGUAUAUCCCAUACUACCCAGUUUAACCAUAAAAAAUUAACAUUAAACGCAGGUACGUUAGUUUGUUAUAUUGUUAUAAAUUAUUCACUAACCUAUAUUAUAAAUUAUAAUUUAUUUGGUUAUUCAAUUUUAUUCCAUAUCUUUUAUUAUUACUUGUUACACACAGUGUAUUGUCUAUUUAACAAUAAAAUACAAUUCAGAAUUACGAGUAUACGUAAAUUAAUAUUUACAUUUUACUAUUAUCUAAAAAAAUACGCUCAGAAUCGAAAAAAGUAACACAAGACAGACACAUCGAUCGUUCAAUCGAUCAUUAAAUUGCGUUUAAAUUGAAUACAAAAUUUCAAAAAAAAAAUUGUAUACGUUUUGUAUACAUUUAAUAUAUGCAUCCCUAAAAAAAAAUAUCACCAAAAAAAAUAAAAAAUACAUUAAUGUUUAAUUUUUAUUCUGUACUUACAAUUAUAGUGUCUUUACCACGCAAAAAAGGCUCCGUUAAUUUUGUGGUUGGAAGGCGGUCCUGGUGCCAGUAUGGCGUUUAGCGUGUUCAAAGAAAUCGGUCCAUUCAAUUGUACGUUUGACGGAGAAAACUACUUGGUCGACGAAAACCCACUAUCGUUGCACAAUAAUAAUUCGUUAUUGUUCAUUGACAGCCCGAUCGGGACAGGUAAAAAACGAUUUAGAGUACAUUAUGAUUUAUUUAAAAUAGACAAAUAUACCGUCUCGGUCUAACUUAUAAUGGGCGAAAAAUGACCGAAUAGGUGGAAAUGACAAUGAGUUUAAACACAAAUAACAAAAUUUAAAGAGAAGAAUUCUCGCAUGGAUAGUAAAGAAAUAGACGGGCCUAUGUCUCAAACACAGAACGUUCUGUUUGGUGACUAGCUUGAGUUUUCAUCUUUGGAGGGGAGCGUUUAAUUCACACACAUACGCACACAUAGUAACACCUAUAAAUAUCAAUAAAUACCUUGGCUGUACCUGAAAGAUCAGAGAUAUGGAGAUUCCCUAUCUCUAUGAAUUUAAUUCAAAAAUUGAAACAUGUUAGCAAAAUACUAACAUAAUUUAACAAGCAAUAAAGUUUUUUUAAGCAAUUAGUAUUUACGUUAUAUCAUUAUAAAGGAACUAUUCGUAGGUAGGUCACAGUUUCAGGUGGAAAGUUAGAAAGGCAUAGAAUUAUUUAUAAUUUAGUAAUUUAGUUUAUUACUGUAUGUAACGAUAGGUCAUAGCAAAACAAAUCUGAAAGUUCAGCUGAUCUUCUUUUAAAAAAUAGUAAUUAUUAAUUAUUUAGAAUUUUAUGAUAAAUUUGAAUUUAAAACGCUUAUGAAAAAAUAACUAACUUAGUCUCACUUUACAUUACUAAGUAAAACUUUUAACGAACCUUGUAUCAAAUAUUCGAUCUUUUUUUGAGAAGUCAAAAAAUCGUAUCUACAAAUUUUAAAAUAAAUACCCAAAAACUUCAAAUACUUAUAAAUAACUUAAGAUAUUUUUAUAUUGUAUCACGUCCAAAGAGCAAUAAUGUAAAUCACCGAAUGAAAUUUGAGGCCACUAAUUUUUACUGAAUAAUAUAAAAAACAGAAACCAUUGUUCUGUAAAUAUUCCUAUUUUUCUUUUUCCGGUUAUUAUUCAGUAUUAAAAAAAAAGUCAGAUUAAAAAAAGAACUAGUCUAAUGCAUCACUAGAUACAAUUUUUUAUCAAAAACCCCCAUUAGUGUUGAUAAUUGGAGUAAGUUGGUGUUUAAAAAAUUGUUAAAAUUAAAUUAUUGUUAAUAUUUUUAUUUAUUUAUUUUUUUUAUUAAUUUAUCUUCGUUAAAUAAAAUCUGCCACUUGUGUGACGGAAGAGAAUGUUAGAUACCACAGUGGUUAUAGUAGCACUAAGACUAGAGUUGUUGGCGCAAAAAAAAGAGCUGAUACUACUAAUGGGUGCGUCACAAUUGUAGUUGGAAAGGUAGACUACAUAAAGUUAUUUGAUUUAUGUCUGUAAGCAACGAUAAGCCAUUGCUAACGAAAAUGAUUCUGAGCAAAGUUCGUUAUCUAUAUAUAAUUAGCAAGGUUGUAUAUUUAGGAUUUCCUUCAAAAUUUGAUAUUAAAACAAUUAUAAAAAAAAUUGAUACAUUACACUUUUUUUAAACACUAAGGUCAACUUAAAAUGAACAUCCUGUAAAAUUUUCAAUUUCUGUUAAGUCAAAAAAAGAUAUUCACAUACUAGGUACAUACCUAUCAAAUAAAUACUACGUAAAAAACACAUAAACAUAAAAUGCCAUUAAGUAGAUCAACAAUUAGUCAAAUGUAAUUAAUAUUUUACUACAUCUAAAAAAAAGACAAAUAUAAGUUUUUUGUCAAAACGUCAAGUCUCUAUAAAUAUGUUUAGCUGAGUUACAGCAUAAAAAGUAAAUUGAAAAUAACGAAACUAUUAUUUCCGUAAACUUUCUUGUUCUCUUUACGUUUUUUUUCCGGUUUUACUCAAUUAUUAAGAAAACUACACGAGAAAUCAGAACACGACUUUUAUACUCACUAAAAAAAUUCAAAUCGAAACAAGAAAUGUAUCUUUUCAUUUUUCGGUUAGACCAAGGUUUCUGUUCUAAAAGUUAUUUACAGACGAGAAAAAAAACACAUAAUUUUAUAAAAAAAAAAAUAAAUAGAUCCUCGAUACACUCGGAACGUUUUUAUUUCUAUAUGAUAAACAUAAUAAAAAUUCUUCUAUCAUUAAUUAUUCGAAAAUAUCGAUGAUCAAAAUUUCAUUAUUGAACAAGAUUUAUCAAAACAAAUUUUUAUCGAAAAAAAUUGUUUAAUGGCCGUAUUAGUUUUUGUUUUUAGCUGUAAAUUUUUCGUGCGGCAAUCGUUAGGAAAAAAGCUACGUAUUUGCAGGCCUCGGGAAUAUUCUACUUUUUAAAAGUUAUUGUUUGAGUUUAAACGUAAACGCCAUAAUUUACUGUCUAAUAAGUAACGCAGCUUUGCCGUGUUAUCCAUUGGUUAGAUUGAAACAGCGUACUCCUUAUUUAUUGUAGACACUUAUUACAUAUUUUCAAAUAUAACACGAAUGUCAAUACGAACGAUUUUUUGAUAUUACGGUCGCUUUGUGAAUAUGUUUUCUUUUUUUUUUUAGGAUUUAGUUUCACCGAACACAACGACGGAUACGCGACGAAUUCGUCGACGGUCGGUGAACAACUUUUCGAAGCGUUAACGCAGUUUUACACGAUGUUUCCCGAACAACGACCCAAUCCAUUUUACAUCAUGUCCGAAUCAUACGGCGGUACAUACACAAAACGAUCAAAUUAAUAUUGAACAAUAAUUAGAUGGAAAAAAAAAAUAAAAGAUUUUUUUUUUAAAUUUCAAAUUGUUAAAUUACAGGAAAAUUCGCUCUUUCUCUGGCGUCGUUGAUUCACAACGAUAAACGAUUGGCCGACGUCAAAAUGGAAGGCAUCGCGAUCGGCAACGGAUUUCUGGACCCCGAGACGAUGCUGUGCUACGGGGAUUUUUUGUACCAGGUGGGUUUAGUGGACAACAAUACCAAACAAGAAAUCGUGAAACUAGAAUCGCAAGGGAGGAAAGCGAUCCAAGACAAACAUUUCGUCGACGCGUUUUACGUAAGUGCCAUUACCGUCGACUUACCGUGGACAUUUCGUUUUGAAUAAUCAAACAUUCGAACACGACACCGUCUCGUUCACAUUUUUUCGCCCGGCGUGAAUUCAUUAUUUUCGAGUGAACGCGUGUAUUAUAAUGUACGGUCGUGAUAUUUCCCAAGAAUAGCGUAUACAUUAGAGUUGAAUUGAUAAAAUCUUCGCGCUUCGGUGUUUAUACAUAUUUUUAUCGUGUAUAACAAAUCUCAUCCCGUGUUAUUAUUAUUCACGCGUUUUGUAUUCAAUGUGUUGUUUUUUUUUUUUUUUACGCGUACGCGUUAAUUUAAAUAUUUUUUUUCUUUCGUUUAUAUUCGAACGACACAAUAUGACAGCCGACAAUAAUAUAAAUAAUAUAUUAUAGUCUAUUCCGUUUCGCCAGUUCAAAGACAAAUAUGUCUGCGGAACAAUAACACUGAUAACGCAUAAUAUUAUUAUUAUUAUGGUACACGCACGGUAAACGUAUAUUAUAUAAAAAUUAUAAAAUCAAUAUAUUAUACAAUCGUCUGUAAAUAUCAAAACUCCACAUAAUAUUCGCAGAUAAUAUCGUGUCGCUAAAUGUCCAAUAAAUUUAUGUUUUUUUUUUUAGUUUUUUUAUUCCCAAUAAACAGUGAAUAGAAACUAGAAAUUAGAAGUAAAAAUAGAAGCGAGGUAUUCGUUUUUUUUUUUUUUUUUUUAUAAGUUUGUUUUUUCUUCUCCCGGAAAACAAUUUUUCGUAUAUCAAAAAUGUUCCGUGCUGCGCCUUUAAAAAAUUCCAGAUUUUUUUUUUACUGGAUAGUACUUUACUCGAGAAAAAUGUCCAGAUUCACAACAAAUCAAAAACUAAUUAUAGACAAUUAGAAGGGGUAUGGGGUAUUUUAGAAAAGAAGACGAACUCCGGUCCAAAUAUUACUUUUGUUUCAAACAUUUUUUCUAUAAAAUGUAACAAACUAACGAAAAAUGUCGACACAUCGGUUUUAUUUUCGUUGAGCCCCGUGUUACCUCGGCUGCGUGGGCCAAACACGACUAAACGAAAAUAUUACUAAUACUAAUCUACUCAGGAUCGUUUUUUUUCAGAAUUAUUGCAAUGAUUUAUAUCUAUUUUUUUCGGCGUGUAAAUCAAAUUAUCCUAUAAUCCUAUUGUAUAGGACGGUACCUUUCAAAUUUCCCGUCCACUACAGUGGCCUUCCCGCCAUAACGCGCAAAGUACGUCCGGCUUUCUUUUUUUCUUUUUAUAACAUAUUUAUUGGUUUUAAAUACGACGAAACAGUAUUGUUGACCAACCGUCUCGUCCGAAAAUGCGAAUAAACUAUAAUUAAUAAUGUUUGAAAUAUAAUAUUGUAUUAUUUAUUAUAUUUUAACUAUUAGAAAACUGCAUAAUUUAUUAAAUGAAUUCGUAUAACUCGUUAAUAUUCUCCUCUGUAACCUACAAAAUAAACCCGAAAUCAGAAACCGCCAUCGUCGCGACGAGCUGUAUUAUUAACGCGGACUUUUUUAUUUGUUACAGGCUUGGAGCGGUAUUAUGAGUAUGCUAAUAGAACAAACUCGAUUCUCGAGCUUGUACAAUAUCAUCGACGGCGAUACAGUUCCCUGGAACUCGACGAGUACCGUCGGCGGGGACCUGAGCUAUAUCAGUCUGUUGCAGACGAACAAAAGUCGGAGGGCGCUACACAUUGGCGAUAUAGAGUUCACCAGCUUGGGCGUGAUAUACUACAAAAUGAUACCGGACUUUAUGACCUCGGUGAAAGAAAAUCUGGAACAUCUGCUGACCAAAUAUCCCAUAUUGGUUUACAACGGUCAAAUGGACUUGGUGGUGGCGUAUCCGUUGUCUGUAAAUCUAUAUUCUAACCUGAAAAACCCGUACGGCACGGAUUACGUGAAAGCGACUAGAAACCCGUGGUACGUGAACAACAAGUUGGCCGGUUACAUAAAAUCGGCCGGCAAUCUCACGGAGGUGUUGGUAAGAAACGCCGGCCAUUUGGUGUCCAGCGACAAACCGGAACUCCUGUACGAUCUCAUACACAAAUUUGUUACAAAACAACUAAAUUAACAUAAAAUAAUAUUUCGCACUUAUUAUAUAAAAAAAAAGUAAAAUGUAUACCUAGUUUAAAAUUACUUAAGUAAAGGUACUUAAAUAAUGUUAAUAUUUAUUUAUUAAAACAAUAUUCGACUGUUCAAUUAUUUAUAAUAUUAAUAUAAAUUUAAUCUUUCUACAAGGUUGUUGAAAACAAUUAAAAACUAAGUCACAAAUGCAUUACAGUUUAACCGAUACGUAGUUCGAAUUUCAAAAUGUCAAGAACAUUAUGAAAAUAUGACAAAUCAGCAUUAAUAUUUUUUAACUACAAUUUCCUGUACUACGCUAUUUAUAUUUUUGUAUUUUUUGAUAUCACCCAAUGAAUUAAUUAAUGUAAAUAAACACAAAAAUAACAGAAAUAUUAUGACUUAUUAAAUUAUAAAACUGCUAUAGG